AAAACUAAAUCAAAAUGUUCAAAUUCACCGUUGUCCUGUUCGCCAUCAUUGCCUGUGCUGCUGCCAAGCCCGGUUUGGUUACUCCUUUGGCUUACACCGCACCCGCUGCUGUUGUUGCUGCCGCCCCAGCUCCAUUGGUUACUGCCACCAGUAGCCAAUAUGUUGCUCGCAACUACAAUGGUAUUGCCACCGCCCCAGUUGUUGCUCCCGUUGCUGCCCCUGUUGUAGCCAAAACUGUUGCUGCUCCCAUUGUUGCCAAGACUUUCGCUGCCCCAGUCGCUGCUGCCGCUUACUCUGCUCCAGUUGUUGCCAAAUACGCUGCCACUUAUGCUGCUCCUUUCGCUUACUCUGCACCGUUGACUUAUGCCGCUGCUCCAGCUUUCUUUUAA
Musca vetustissima is the source of this 389-nucleotide messenger RNA. Its product is annotated as cuticle protein 16.5-like. The coding region runs from base 15 to 389 and encodes 124 amino acids. The transcript has a single exon. The record is from RefSeq and is a predicted model, not a curated record. Lineage: Eukaryota; Metazoa; Arthropoda; Insecta; Diptera; Muscidae.